GCUUGAAUCACCCACCAGGUCCUUGAUAAUGGAAGCUCCUCGAGGGGUCCAGGUGAGUGCUGCUGCAGGAGACUUCAAGGCCACCUGCAGGAAGGAGCUCCAUCUGCAGUCUACAGAAGGGGAGAUAUUUUUGAAUGCAGAUAAAAUCCGGCUGGGGAAUCUACCGACUGGCUCUUUCUCAUCGUCUUCACCCAGCUCCUCAAGUUCCCGGCAGACCGUGUAUGAACUGUGUGUCUGCCCCAAUGGCAAACUGUACCUUUCUCCAGCGGGAGUAGGUUCCACUUGUCAGUCCAGUAGCAACAUCUGCUUGUGGAGCUGAAGUGACUGAUUUCUCCUCACACCAGAAUAGCCUUUUGUUCCUGUCCGUCUGCUUCACAGUUCCGCUCGGUUUCCCUUGUGAUCAGUCCAGAGCUUCUUCAAAUGGUCCACAGAGCAACUUCUUCCGAUGCAAGCAGGGGUUCGCUGCCACCUUCUCUCGUGAUUUACUGUACUGCUCAACUCAGAGAGCGUGGGUGACGGGACAGUGGAAAAAUCACCUUCAGCAGGAAAACUGGAUCAUAACUUCUGCUCAAAAGGGAGAAAAACAUAGGUGCCUUUGCUACAUGAAGUGAAGCACACAGUUUUAGAUUUUUGCAGGACCUGGAUAUGAACUGCACAUACAUACAUUAAUCACAUAGAUGAAAUUCCCAGUAUCCAAUGGCAAGAUGAGAUGGUUAACCCUGUCAGAAAACUAAUUCUACAGUCUGAAAGCACAAUUUUCCAAUCAUCUUUUUGGAUGUAAACUUUUAUCCCCGAAUUUUAAAAUUUUCAAGCAUUAGAUAAUGCUUGCUUUACUAAAAAUUAAAUUCAAUACAUGAUUUUUAACAAAACGAAACAAAACAAGACAGAAUCCCACCCUGA
This is a messenger RNA of Odobenus rosmarus divergens (Pacific walrus), 900 nucleotides long. It is a transcript of the gene SGCZ, whose product is annotated as sarcoglycan, zeta. Gene Ontology annotation, biological process: cardiac muscle tissue development; heart contraction. Lineage: Eukaryota; Metazoa; Chordata; Mammalia; Carnivora; Odobenidae. The transcript has 2 exons. The record is from RefSeq and is a predicted model, not a curated record. Bases 29 to 319 code for a protein of 96 amino acids. Gene Ontology annotation, cellular component: sarcoglycan complex; sarcolemma.